CUUCAUGGCCUACAGCCUCCCGCCUCGCCGCCCGUCAUCCCCCUUCAUCCACCGGUCCAUCGCCUGCCCUUCAUUCAAAAAUAACUUUGAAAUUGCGUCCUCCCCGCCGUGCUUGUCUCUCGGUCGCCGCCGUUAUACGAUAAUCGAUUCCUCAACCCGGCUUGCCUCGGCAAAUCGACCCUCUUCCUCUCCUCACAAUCAUCGACCGAGCCCAUCAAUCCAAGGACUGCAUCACAUCCACUCGAGGCGAGCCAGAUUUCGAAAUCGAAGUGCAUAACUGUAUGGAUGCGUGACUGCGUGCUGUUGCGCCACAACAUCGUCCACGCCGUGUCUCGUACCGUCUGGCCGUUCCGCAUUCCUCCCCCCUCGCAUACGGACCCCGGCUCAACACCUCCGGUCGACGUGAACAUCUGAUAAACGACUCCCCCGUUGACGGCGCCUGGUCAUUCACUAGACGGGAGGAGUCUAGGGCGACUGGAAAAACCGACGCUCGUUUCUCUACACCCCAUUACGAUCCUUGCUGGCUCACGAGUUAUUUCUUCUCGCUGCGCUUGGCCGCUUCGCGAUACAAGAACGUCCAUAAUUUACGGCGGCAGUCUCUUUCACUUUCACUCGCUCGCUGCAGGGUCUCCCAGCUGGUCUGAAGUGAGACGACGCCUGUCUGAUUGCUUCAACUUGCUCUUGGUCGAGCGGAGUUGCCUGUGCGCCUCCCUUGCAUCCACGUGAGCCGCCCUUGCCAAGCGACUGGCUCCUUGUUCACACGGCGAAUCCUGUGAUUUUUGGACAAGGUAUGUAUUUCUAGCGCACCUGGCCAUCUGGCUCGUGCGAAUUUGUUGCUGUGGGAAGAUGGUCGCGGCUCCUGAACUCCGCUGUUCGAAACAGAGCACUGACCGUCUUGCAGGACCCUCGUAUCUGGCCGAAUCCCCCUCCCCCCAAACGUUUUCUCUGUCCUCCCGACUUCUGCUGCGACAAACCGGGAUGGCGAGGUCCUAUCCCGUCAAUGAAUGGGCGGCGACCCGUGAAGCUACGUUGGUUGUCGACCUGGAACAACCUUUUGCGACGCAACGAAACCGCCGGGCGUCGGCAGCGCGCAGUCCUCGCAACAGGCAGUUUCGCAGCUUCAGUCUGUCUUUUGUGAAGCACCGACCCCGGACGUCACUCUUCGCACACGGGAAUCUAGACGAACAGUUGAACGACAUGGCCAUCGACGACAGUCCAGAGGGCCAUGAAGCGCCCCAUGGGUCGCCUCAAGGACAUAGCAAUGGCGAAUCCGGGACUUUCAAGGGCAUAUUGCGCAGGGCCUCAUUGUCACUCAAGGGCAUUGUGCACCGUCGGCCAUCCCACGCACACGAGGAUGCCGCUCACGAUCAGCGGCACGCACAUAUCAGACCAGCCACUGCACAUGCGUGGAAUCGGCUGCGACAGGCCGCAAGCUUUCGCCAUGCGAGACCUACAAGUGGCUUCGACUUGCCUCACGAGACUCCAUCCUACGCGCAUCCGUCGACGUCACCCAGCUUCCCGAUUCCUGCGAUGGGCAACGAGCCUCCAGUCAUUCCCACUCACACUGGCGCCGCGGCGAAGGCCUCCGCUGCCAUGCAGAACGAGUUCUUCGCUAGACAGGGUUCUCAGACUAAGUGGCUACGUGCCCCGUCGAGCGAAGACGGCAACGAUCGAGAGAGCGGCAUUGGAAUUGCCGUCAAUGUCCCCUCUAUCGAGGUGGAUGACGCCGAUGCAGCCGUGGCGCAGCAGGACACGCGCAUCAGCAGACUCAAUUUCAUUUCGAUGCUGCCUGCCGAGCUUGCUAUCCACACGCUGUCUUUCUUGGACGCUACAGCCCUGACGAGAGCCUGCCGCGUCUGCCGUGACUGGCAAAGGAUCAUCGAAAACCAGCACGUUUGGAGAGAGUCUUGCCUGCGCGAAAUGACGACGACAUUCGCAACCAGCGGACCGGUUCAGCCCGGAACUGGCCUGGGUAUUCCUCUGGCACUGCCAUCGAACGACUGGAGGAAAAUCUAUCAGGCUCGACAAGAACUCAACCUGCGAUGGAGGAGUGGCAGAGCCCGACCAACCUAUCUCAACGGGCACUCGGACAGCAUCUAUUGCUUGCAAUUUGACGAGCACAAGAUAAUCUCCGGAUCCCGUGAUCAGACGAUACGAGUUUGGGACAUGCACACGCUCAAGUGCAAGCUGGUGAUCGGACCCCCGGCUGCCAUUAAUGGCGGCAUGCUGCUGGAAGACUUCGAAGGAAUCCCGUUCCACUACGCCAUGGGCGCGGAGAAUGUUCGAGUGGCAGAGUCGCGACCGCAGCUUGUUUCGUGGCCGGAGCACCACAUGGCCUCCAUCCUCUGUUUACAGUACGAUGACGAGAUACUUGUGACGGGGUCGUCGGAUUCGACAUGCAUCGUGUACGACAUCAACAACGGCUACCGACCCAUCCGCCGGUUGCGCCACCACACUGCGGCCGUGCUCGAUCUCGCAUUCGAUAAGAAGCACAUUGUCACCUGCAGCAAGGACAUUAGCAUCUGCGUCUGGGACCGGGCGACAGGAGCCCUACUGCGCCAACUACGUGGACAUACGGGGCCCGUCAAUGCGGUGCAGAUGCGUGGCAACACCAUCGUGUCCUGCUCUGGCGACACCACGGUCAAGUUGUGGAACAUUGACACGGGGAAGAACAUCCGGGAGUUUGACGGCCACACCAAGGGAUUGGCUUGCUCGCAGUACUCCGAGGACGGGCGGUACGUGGCGUCGGCGGGUAACGACAAAACCAUUUGCAUCUGGGACGCCAACACUGGCGAGUGCAUCAAGGAGAUGCGCGCCCACGAUAAUCUGGUCCGGAGCCUGCACAUUGAUAGUGUGAGCGGGCGGCUUAUUAGCGGCAGCUACGACACCGACAUCAAAGUCUGGGACAUGGCCACGGGGCGUCAGCAGCUCGACUUUCCCCGCUGGCAUGCCAGCUGGGUCCUCAGCGCCAAGAGCGACUAUAGGCGCAUAGUCAGUACUGGGCAGGACCCCAAGAUCUUGAUCAUGGACUUCGGAGCGGACGUGGAGAAUAUCGAGAUGCUCGAGGGCGGCGGGCCGGAAAGUGGCCCUUUUGGGCUGCCCAUGGGCCCCAAGGGUUUCAUCUGACGAGACGAGCUUUAACGAUCGUCGUCGACGCAAGCGAGCCUGUGAUACUCGCGACGCCAUCGGCCCUUCUAUGCCUGCCUGGCUUUGCAUCCAUGCUGCUAGGGCUGGCGGGGAGAGCAUCAGCGUUGUUGGCACCUGGUGCAGGAGGUUGGACUUGCAACUGCAAGGGUCUGACUUGGUUUCGGCGACGUCAUCAGCCAUGAGCAUGUAAUCGGACAUGGUUUUCUGCUUCUCAUUAUGUUUAUUCUUUUCUUCUGGAGCUUGGCAUAGAUAUGGGUAGCGGACACGGGUUCUGGCAUUGGUUUCAAACUGGGGCAUCUUUUGGCCGGCGUAUGUAGAGCAGACCCCUGUAAGGGAAUGAAUGGUAAACGACUUGUACAGGCAG
This is a messenger RNA of Purpureocillium takamizusanense, 3511 nucleotides long. RefSeq lists its product as uncharacterized. The transcript is spliced from 2 exons. The coding region runs from base 847 to 3126 and encodes 759 amino acids. The record is from RefSeq and is a predicted model, not a curated record. Gene Ontology annotation, molecular function: protein binding. Lineage: Eukaryota; Fungi; Ascomycota; Sordariomycetes; Hypocreales; Ophiocordycipitaceae.